Molecule: messenger RNA, 1747 nt
Organism: Hyaloscypha bicolor E
Lineage: Eukaryota; Fungi; Ascomycota; Leotiomycetes; Helotiales; Hyaloscyphaceae
Product: lipase 3 precursor
Exons: 2
Coding region: 56-1747 (563 amino acids)
Source: RefSeq, a predicted model, not a curated record
CGACCAACCAACUCUACGGCAGCACUCGUGUCGAUUUGACCUUACACUUCUGUUUAUGCUAAUAAUGAAGUCUCUUCUACCUCUUUUAUUGGCCCUUCCUGUCGCUUUUGCCUCUCCAGUCAAGCGUGCAGCUGCUCCAACUGUGACGAUUGCCUCACCUGCAGCGACCAUCAUCGGCUCAACUGGGACUUCAGUCGAGUCCUUCAAUGGAAUUCCAUUUGCAAAGCCGCCGACUGGGUCUCUCCGCCUGAAGCCUCCUCAGUCCCUCACUGCCCCUCUUGGUACCGUUACGGCAACUGGAAUUGCCCAAGCCUGCCCCCAAUUCUUCUUCAGUGAUGCCACAGGUUCACUGCCCACGGAAGUCCUCGGCACAUUGUUGGACCUUCCCCUCUUCCAGACAAUCACCAACGCUGGAGAAGAUUGCCUUACAGUGAAUGUGAACCGCCCCGUUGGAACAACUUCUACGUCAAAACUCCCGGUGCUGUUCUGGAUCUUCGGAGGCGGAUUUGAGCUCGGAUCCACCCUGAUGUAUGAUGGUGCCUCCCUUGUUGCUGACAGUGUCUCCGAUGGACAACCAAUUAUCUUUGUUGGUGUCAACUACAGAGUCGGCGGCUUCGGGUUCUUGCCAGGAAAAGAGAUUCUCGCAGAUGGCUCAUCAAAUCUAGGCCUUUUGGAUCAGAGACUUGGACUUCAGUGGGUGGCUGACAAUAUUGCUGCUUUUGGCGGCGACCCAACGAAGGUGACCAUUUGGGGCGAAUCAGCUGGCUCCAUAUCUGUAUUGGACCAAAUGGCACUGUAUGAUGGGAACAUUACCUACAAAGGCACGCCUCUAUUCCGAGGCGCCAUCAUGGAUUCUGGAAGCAUUGUGCCUGCCGAUCCUGUGGAUUGUCCGAAAGGACAGGUUGUCUAUGAUGCCGUGGUCUCGCAUGCCGGAUGUUCUUCUGCAGCCGAUACUCUGGAGUGCCUCCGAGGCCUUGACUACGAGACAUAUCUGAGUGCUGCCAACUCUGUGCCUGGUAUCCUGAGCUACUCUUCCAUCGCAUUGUCGUACCUGCCGCGGCCGGAUGGAGUGGUUCUCACUGCAUCACCCGAAUUGCUGAUUGCAGGAGGCAAGUACGCUGCAGUUCCAUUUAUUAUUGGGGACCAGGAGGACGAAGGGACGCUCUUUGCUCUCUUCACACCGAACAUCACCAACACUGCUCAACUGGUCACCUAUCUCUCUUCGUACUUCUUUCACGAUGCAACGACAGCUCAGAUCCAGGCCCUGGUUGCGACUUAUCCUGACAAUAUCUGGGACGGCUCCCCAUUCAACACUCUCCUUCUCAACGAGUGGUAUCCUCAAUUCAAGCGCCUUGCAGCUAUCCUCGGAGACCUCACAUUCACGCUCACACGCAGAGCAUUUUUGAAUCUCCACACAGCAGUUAACCCAUCCGUCCCUUCCUGGUCAUACCUAGCAUCCUACGACUACGGAACCCCGAUCCUCGGCACUUUCCACGGCAGCGAUCUCCUCCAAGUAUUCUAUGGAAUCUUGCCUAACUAUGCGUCGAAAUCCAUCCACUCGUACUACUUCUCAUUCGUGACGAAUCUGAAUCCGAACACUGGGUCGAGUUAUAUGAAUUGGCCGCAGUGGAGUGCUGGCAAACAACUAAUGCAGUUUUACGCGAGCUAUGGGACUGUACUAGUGGAUGACUUUAGGUCGACUAGUUAUAAUUGGAUUGCGGCGAAUGUGGCGAGCCUUCAUAUUUGA